Molecule: messenger RNA, 6878 nt
Organism: Scatophagus argus
Lineage: Eukaryota; Metazoa; Chordata; Actinopteri; Scatophagidae
Gene: purab
Product: purine-rich element binding protein Ab
Exons: 1
Coding region: 134-979 (281 amino acids)
Biological process (GO): regulation of transcription by RNA polymerase II
Cellular component (GO): nucleus
Molecular function (GO): RNA polymerase II transcription regulatory region sequence-specific DNA binding; purine-rich negative regulatory element binding; DNA-binding transcription factor activity, RNA polymerase II-specific
Source: RefSeq, a predicted model, not a curated record
CUACAGUUGCUUUCGUUUUUUCAUCCUCUCCUCCUUUCUCAUCUCGCGAUAGAGCGGCGGAGUGGUUUGACGGGCAGUCGAGGUUGCAGCAGGCAGAGGGAGACGGUGGAAGGUAAAGCAGGGAGGCAGCAUCAUGGCGGACAGAGACAGUGGCAGUGACCACGGAGGGCCCACCGCAGGCCCCGGCUCGCUGCCCCCGGGUGCGAUGGGCGCCAUGUCCCGGCUGCAGCACGACACCGAGGAGCUCGCCUCCAAGCGCGUCGACAUCCAGAACAAGCGCUUCUACCUUGACGUGAAGCAGAAUGUUAAAGGCCGCUUCCUAAAGAUAGCUGAGGUCGGGGCUGGGGGAAACAAGAGCCGCCUCACUCUCUCCAUGUCGGUUGCCGUGGAGUUCCGCGAUUAUCUCGGGGACUUUAUCGAACAUUACGCCCAGCUGGGCCCGACCAACCCGGACAUGGUGCAGGAUGAGCCCCGGCGGGCGCUCAAGAGCGAAUUCCUGGUGCGCGAGAAUCGGAAAUAUUAUAUGGAUCUGAAAGAGAACCAGAGGGGGCGGUUCCUGAGGAUCCGACAGACCGUUAAUCGGGGGCCCGGAUUGGGAAGCGCGCAAGGCCAGACCAUCGCUCUGCCGGCGCAGGGUCUCAUCGAGUUCCGUGACGCUUUGGCCAAACUCAUCGACGACUACGGCGUGGACGAGGAGCCCGCAGAGCUCCCGGAGGGCACCUCGCUCACGGUCGACAACAAGCGCUUCUUCUUUGACGUGGGCUCCAAUAAGUACGGGGUCUUCAUGCGGGUCAGCGAGGUGAAGCCCACGUACCGGAACUCCAUUACGGUUCCGUGCAAAGUGUGGUCCAAAUUCGGCAACACCUUCUGUAAAUACGCGGAGGAGAUGAGGAAGAUCCAGGAGAGGAGUAGAGAGAAACGGGCCUCCGAACUGCUACCUGAGGGCCCACACGGCGGAGAUGACGGCGACGAUGACUGACGCGGAUUUCAGGAGAGCAGAAACGAAACAACAAAGACAAAACUGAACUCUGAAAGACUUUUAACUGUAAAAUAGAAAGAGAAUUUCCAAGGGAAUCACCCCACACACACAACCUCCACAGACAUGGCAGCACCUCUGCUGUCUCUUCGCUCAUUUUACUGGAUGUCACCCCACUUACCACCCAUGUAACAGUAAGCCGCUGCUAUCAAGGAUUGAACUGUAAGAUAUGAACUGUUUCCUACUUGAUUUAAAUGACAAUGAACAGAGUGUUUAUAUCUCUAUCAAAUGACAGAUUUUGCACACAUCAAAGCUAUUUCGAAAAAAAGAAAUGUUUAAAUGUUUUCAAACUGGUCAUAUGCUAAGAUUUAAUCAAACAUAAAACCAGAGGUCUAUUAUAUAAAAUGACAGUCUUCAUGUAGAACGAAUAUUUGACAUCAGCACAAAGAGAAUAUAUGAUGGACUUUCUGAAACCAAAAUCUGAUACCAGAUGUAUAGUUUAUUAUAAAGGUACGCAGAAUAAAUAUGAAAGCGCUCUAAAAAAAAGUGUAUGAAUUGCAGAACGCAGCACUGCAGGCCUGUAAACACCUGUCAGCAUGCGUGUAGGCUCAUGUUUUUAAAAGAAGUUUGGCAAAGUAGGCUAUAGUCUUUAAUUUGACCUCAAAAGUAGGAGCCUAAUGAAAGCAUUUCCAUCAUGCCAUAAUGGAAAUGUUGAGACUCAAAAGAAAAAAGCCUAUUUUGUGCACCUCAAACAAAUGGGAUAAAUCUGUCUCUGAGCUACUAUAUUGAAUAUCAACUCUCUUGCACCAUGUCCACAUAAACCUAAAUGAAAAAAGUGCUAACUUAGAUGUACUAAUUAUGAUUUUGUGAAUCAGCUGUAAAAAAAAUCCUUAUUAAGAUACCCACGUUUUCUGUGGGUUAAGUUUUUUCUUUCUCUUACUUUGUUGUUUUUCCUCGGGGGGGUGGGGGAUGCAAAACGAUGAGGUCCACUUGUGGGAGCGCAAGGCGCAGAAACAAAAAAAAAAACAAACAAACAAAAAAAAGAGACGCGUCAGCGCAGCCAGCGAGGCAAUGCAUCCUCUCUGACGUCAUUACGACCCGUGCCUUAUACACUCCACUCGUUUACGUGUUCUCACGUGGAUGGUCUGUGACCUCGACCGCUGUACGUUUUCAUUUACGAGUGCUGUUAUGUAGGCCGAAAUAAUACUCACCAGGGCUGCGGGAUUCACACUCCUGUGGUACUUAGAGCAUGGGUGGCAACAGCGAAAGUGAGCUGAAAGGCUGCUGGGAGUUUGAGGGCCAACAAUGGUAGUGGGCAAAAACAAGAGAGUAGGCCCUUCUGAAAGAUGAGGUGCUGCCAUAAAAACACUUUGGAAGUGAGGGUGGAGAAGGGUGCCACACUUGGCACCCUGAAGCCCAGAAUCCUUAGCAGCACCCCUGGCCUGGUGGCCUCACACAGAGUAGAGAUGUGUCUCCCUGGAACAGAACAACCCAGGAUGUACCACCUGUGGCAGCACUGGGUCUGACGCCCAGUGGACCCCAUGGCGAUUCAUCUGGAGAUGUUACAGGUGGCUUUGCACACCAUAUGCACCAUGAUGUAAAAAAAGAAAAAAGAAAAAAAAAGAAAAAAAAAAAGAAACAACAACAACAAAAAACUAAAUCAGGAAUGAAUGGAUGAGGCUGUUUGUCAGAGCCGAGAUGGCUGCUGUUAAAGAGCCAGGCAGUCAGCCGUCUAAGCGGCUAGCUGACCGGUCCCAAGCCCUUAGUCUGAGUGCAGUUCAGUGGAUGUAGAGGCCUAUCAGUGCAGGGCCGAGGCACUAUCUAUCUCUUUAUGGUGCUACAGCCCCUUGAUCGCUCCAUGGGGGCCUCGCCGCUCAGAAUAUGUCACUUUUGCAUUAUUUUUAUUCUGAUGCUCUUUUUUUUUUCUUCAAAGUUCUUUUCUCCACUUUAUGUUGUCCAAGACAUGUCAGGUUUCUCCCUCCCAGGCAGAGAGGACUGACUAGUGUAGGACAUUUCAUAUUAGUGUGCAAUAUUGUGUACGUGCCAAUAGUGGCAUUGUAUCACGUGUAUAGACUAUUAAAGGACGAAAAAAUGUACAGGCUAUGUGAUCAGUAGAUAUUUGAAAGCAUGACAAUGAGGUUAAUGCAUCUGCAUUAUUUUUCCGAAAUGUGAAGUCUUUCUUCUCCGAAACACUUGCUCAAAGUGCGAAAAAAAAGUCAGACUAGUAGUGAGGUAUUUAUUCUGUCACGUUCUGUAAACCAGUAGGCUGCCUUGUCUGUAUAUCAGUACAUGUAGACUAGUUCAGGUGUUUUACGUUCCCCCCUGCGAAGUCACCCCAGAGAAAAACCCUUUCCGUCCUCGACCUCCCCAAACACACACAUAAGGCAGACAGACAACCUCUAACUGUCUCCAUGUCAGCCUCUCUGCAGUGGCCCACACCGAAGCUGAAUAGUAUCUUGGGGCUUCGAGGGGUGGCUGACACAUACACACAGUCUCUCCCUGUUGAGGCCUCUUGUUGCUAUCUGAGUCUUUGGGAGGCCUCUAAAGUAUUUUGAAUGGCGCCUAGAGCUGCACAAGGCCUCCUGUCAUUAGAAGCCAGGAAACUGUGUGUUUGGAGCCUGACCACAACCCCCUCUCUCGCCUGGGACUGCCGAUGGCAGGACAGGUGAACCAGGAGAUGUCUUUGGCUUCUCUGCAGUUUAACGUGAGUUAGGUGAUAGUGAUCGGCUGCAGCAGACCCAAAGGACAGAGAAGUUUGUUGUUGUUUUUACACUGAGGAUUAAAAUCCUUCUCACUGACAUGGGCAGACUCUGAUCUCAUGUCUGCUACUCUUCCCAACUCGAUAUUCAAAGCUAAAAAAGUCCCCGGCUCUUCGUCUGUGCAGCAAAACUUGUCCAAAUGCCCAAAUAUGCUUUGUCAGACGCACAGCCCAUUGCUUCUUCUUGACCUGAUCGACCUCUAGGCUUACAGUGAAGGGCUAGUUAACAAUCAGUAUGCUCCAAGUGGUUAGUUUACCUAUCAGCUUCACUUAAAGCAGGUUGGCCUUCAACAGCUAAUGCGACUGAGCCUGGACACAGGCCCUGUCAGAGUGGUGUGCCACCUGGGAGGUAUGAAGGGGAAAUACAGACUACAUGGACUGCAGCUUUAGAGGCCUCAGUUGGAUAAAAGCUGCUAAUGUCAUUACAGCCUGGGCCUGCCAGACAUGUGCGAUAGGUAAGGCUAGACUAAAGCAAAAUUCCUCAAAGCACACCUGGACUGAAAUAGUAUCAGAAUUCCUUUUGAAUCCUUGCUCUAAAAAGUUAAUCUGUGUUUGAUUGGGCAUGUCUGUGGCAAUGGAGCCAACAAAAAUGUUCCAGAAAAUCCCAUCUGUUCCACACAGGACAUUUUGGCGCAGAUUUGUCUCCAAGUGAUGGUGAAAGGCCUGAUGAAGACUGGCACUGCACUGUAGGGGCUUACCAGCAGCAGCCUACCACGACCUACUGACCCGGCUGUCAGACAGAUCCAGUUAGGACUUUUCUCUCUGUUUUGCAGAAGAACAGGAAAUCUCUUUCCCCUCUUGCGUAGAUGACUAUAUUUCCUCACACUGCUCUGUGAAUUAUAAAAGCCCAUUUUCAUUAGACAUGCAUACAAGCCACCUAUGACUAUGUGCCCUGCAAAGCACAUCUGAGGUCAAUCAGAGUUCAUCUUGAGUUCAACAUGAAUCUGGACUGUCUGUCGUAGUAUGGCACUUCCCCAAAGCGUUCUAGCUUUAGCUUGAUUGAAUUUAGGCCUCCAGGAGGCUCACACUACAUGAAGACUGGAAAUACAACACUUCCUCUUUUUUCUCUUUCUCUAAUAGCCAAAUAUAAGGGGAGCCUGAACCUGCUCAUAGAGUUCACUCUGUGAAUGCCUCACUCUGUGAAACGCACACAUUUUCUUAAAAAUUAAGGGACGAGUCUUCUUGCUUCGUAACUGACUGUAAUUGCCAGGUGCUACUGGGUCAGUUGUGUUUUAGUGCAGAGCGAUUCAGUUGUGAAACGUGAACCGUGCAUUUUGGGUUUGUAGCUGCAUCUGAGUAACAGAAUGGGGGGCACUUGCGCUUUUCCUGAAAACAGCAAGAUCAAAUCGGAUUUUUUCAGUUUAUGAGAACUCGCCUAGUGUCACAGCAAAAUGUUGAGUGACCUUGCAGCCAUGUUGCACCCGCAUAACAUGCUUAUCCAUUUCUGAAACUCAAACGCAAAAUGGCAAGCAGAUGUUUUUGUCUCAUUUUCUGCGUAAAGCGUUAGUGGUCAAGCUGUGCUGUCCUCAGUGGCUCUGGCUAAGUUCAGUGUACAUGGGUGAUGUUGCACUAAACGUGUUAGCAUUGACGAGAACCUUGUUUUGAUUUAUUAUACAGCAGUAGCCAUCGUAGCAAUCCCUAAUCAUGACGUUCUCCUGUCUGUAAGAAUUGCAGUGUUUAGUUUGUCAAAUUUUAUUUAAAGGCGUUUAUUUUUCAAGCAACAGCUGACUCGACCAUUCCUCACACAUUUCAACUGAUGGGAAGAGAAAAAUGUAAUGGUAGAUGUAACUCAAAAGUGCAGCAGUAGGAACUUGUUGCAUCUACUCAAAAUCAGAUUGCUAUGAUGGCUCCAGCUGCUUCAUCUGCUUGUUCCUCCUGUCUUGAAUGGAGACAUUUUAUUCACAUUUCUCACUGUAUUCAAACAGCCACAUAUACAUAUACUUAAAACAGCAAACUUCCUCAAUUGAAAUGUGGGUGGCAGCUGCCUGCCUUUAGCAAAUUACACUUCCAUAAGGUGCGCCCUGUUUCUGGCUUCAGUGUUGUAGUCUUUCAUUGGCCAUUCAGAGUUCCUGGUUAGUCACACAGCCAAUUACAGCCUCUGGUCAAAGCCAAGCACUAUAUGACUCAUCACAAAACCACUGACAGAGGAGCUCAUUCAGCACGUCUUCUGUUUGCACAUGCACCGAGUAGGGUCCAUUAUGUUUGCAGACUGUAUAGGCUACUGUCAUGUAUAGUUAUAAAGAUGUUCUUUAAAAUGUUUUGAAGAUGUUGGGAAAUGGAUCCUGGAUUUUAAGGGGUGGGGUCAAUGCACAAUGAACAUAUCCCAUGUCACCGUUUGGUCUAAAUCCCUUUACCAUCCCCAUAUGAGAUAAUAUGUUGUAUCUUUUAAAACUAUUUUAUCUGUGGCGUGUGUGUGUGUGCGUGUGCGUGUGUGUGUGUGUAUAUAUAUAUAUAUAUAUGGUUUGUUAUAUAUGAUGCUCCUCCUUUCAGAAAAUAUAACAUGUAAACAGGAAAAGCAUAUUGCUGUUUUUUUCCUUUGUAUUUUAUACUUACAGAAAGCAUUGAAUAAAAUGGAUAAAUACUUGCACUUUAGAUAUAUUAAGAAAAAUAAAAAUCUGCAUAUUAUUUUUGAUAGGGAUCUCACAUUCAAAGAGUAUAAAUUACAGGCAUUGUGACUAUUGCUGGACAGAGAUGUAUUGAGUUCUACUUAUUGAAGUAUAUUUUGUCUGUGUGUCAGAAGGUUUACUAAAGUAAAUUGCAUGACAAAGUAGUGCUACACCGAUAUUGUUCUUUUUUUUCUGUUUGGUAAAAAUGUCUGAAAACUGUGAUAACAAGCCUCUUGUAUCAUGUCUAACCUCUCCUCACCCCUACUAGAAUAUUUCUUACUGAAAUAUGGCCUUUCCUGACUACAUGACGAUGGUGCUUACUUUGGCUUUGACAUCAAGCUCAUCCUAUACAUCUCAACAUCAUCAUAACUCACGUCCUUACACUUCAUUACUUUCUGUUAUGUACCCUCACUACCUUAUUAAAUUUCCGUUGAUGGCAAAAAAGGUGUGCUGUUUUGUACAUUGCUGUUUGUUUUAAUGUUGGGGGAGCCUUGUUGUCUGAAAAGUGACUAAUCGCGCAAUAAAAAGUCAUUCCACA